Messenger RNA from Dicentrarchus labrax (European seabass), 1104 nucleotides. It is a transcript of the gene neurog1, whose product is annotated as neurogenin 1. Gene Ontology annotation, molecular function: protein dimerization activity. The transcript has a single exon. The record is from RefSeq and is a predicted model, not a curated record. NCBI's taxonomy places the organism in Eukaryota, Metazoa, Chordata, Actinopteri, Moronidae. The coding region runs from base 318 to 914 and encodes 198 amino acids.
CACACACACACACACACACACACACACCUCACUCUGAUGGCAGGAGGCCGGGGGGCACCGGCGCAGGGGGCCGGUCAUUGUCCCUCCCCGGUAUAUAAGCGGACUGAGGCCGGUCGUGUGCCAGGCUCCGGCUCGCACGAGCUGAUCCAGAGCAGACAGACGCAGAGAGGCGCGUGCCGCUCCUGUUGGACCUCAGAGACCUCGUGCAGACUUCCUUUAGGUGCGCGUGACUCCGCUCUCACCUGCGGGACUGUCCACAUCACACUGCACGCGCUGCUCCCCUUCCAUCAGAUCAGACCCGGACCCGGCGCUCCGACAUGGACUCGGUCUACUCCGACAUCGACAGCAACAGCUGCGACUUCUUCCCGCUCACCGACGACGAGGACUCCCGCGGCAGCCUGAGCUCCGCGUCCCCGGAGCGCGAGCUGCCGCUGCAGCAGCAGAAGAAGCGGCGUCGCGGGCGCGCGCGCAGCGACGCCACCGUGCAGGUGGUGAAGAAGAACCGGCGCACGAAGGCCAACGACCGGGAGCGGAACCGCAUGCACAACCUGAACGACGCCCUGGACGAGCUGCGCGAGGUCCUGCCGGCCUUCCCGGACGAGACCAAACUCACCAAGAUCGAGACUCUGCGCUUUGCGCACAACUACAUCUGGGCUCUGUCCGAGACCAUCCGCAUCGCGGACCUGCAGGCGGGGAAGACUGGCGACCCCCCUCUGCUGCUCAGCUCCAGGAUCGCUGAGGCUCCGAGUCCCGGCAGCGACGCCUGCUCCUGGAGCUCCAGCGGCUCCUCGUCCUCCUCCUCCCCGGCGUACUGCACCUCCAGCCCGGGCAGCCCCGCCGCCGCGGACGACUACAGCUACCUGCAGCAGGAUGCACUCUACAGCUUCCGGAGCUUCGUGCCGGGCAUCUACUGAGACACAUACCGGGACAAACCGCCGGUAGAGACACAUUGUGGAGGGACAGACCCAGGGACAGACCCAGGGACAGACUGAUGGAUUAAUAAUGAUCACUGUUUGCCUUAAUGAGCUCAUUAUUGUCUGAUUGAGAAUAAGUUAAUUAGUUGUUGUUUAGUUUGUUCUUCUCUCCAGAGACCUUUGCACUCCC